AUGGUGCGCCAGGCUCCUCCUCAGCGCGGGACGCCUCUGCUAGUGCUGCUGCUGCUCACUCUGAUCGUCUCGGCGACUGUCGCCGUCGCGCAAGAUGCGUUCGAUCCCGUCACCUACGUGCCGGCCACUCACAGCCUGACGUUUGGUCUGGGGUACAUCGCGUCUGUGAACACCGCAACCAACCCGCCGUCACUGGCCGUUGUCGACUCCACUUGCGCGCCUGUCGCGCCCACUUCUAACGCGGACGGAUCCUCCACGGUGGUCGGCUACACCGCGUACUCGAACGGCACCAUCACUGGUCCGGGCGGCCUCUCCAUCUACAUUGGUGCCGGCGACGCGCUGGCUGCUAUGGGAACAACAACAGUCCUGAAGAACGGAACCAUUGUGGACGGUUCGGGAAUGAAGCUCGUGCCAGCAACGAACCCUGACGGGUCGUACACUGCAGGGGACAUGACCGGGUGGGCUAACAGCACCAUCGUUGGCAGCGGCGGCGCCGUGAUCAACGCCGGCGCGCCGCUCACCCUCACAGCGGACGGCAGCAUUGCUUUCGCUCUGCAUGCAGCCCCUCCCGUGCCUAGCGCCGCCAUCUCCGUGAAUCCCGGCGCCCGCAGCCUGUCGGUGGGCGGCUACACGGUGUCGCUGAGUGGCAAUAAGCUCUCCCUGCUAGACUCCACCGGCAAGCCUGUCACCACCACCACCAACCCCGACGGGUCCCGCUGUCUUGGCGACUACACGCUUUACAAGAACGGCACGAUCGCUGCUCCGGGCGGCAUUGCCAUUGACACUUCCGGUCCCAACGCGGGGCUGCGUGUGGGAACAACGACGGUUCUGACAGUAAACGGAACGGUUCUGGACGGUACGGGAGCGAAGAUUGUGCUGACGGGUCCGAAUGAGGACGGGUCGGUCACUUUGGCUUCUCCUUCCCUUCCCACUGCUACCGCUGAUGCUCCCUCUGCUGGUGUUGCUUCUCCUCCCACUGGUGCCGCUUCUCCUCCUACUGAUGUCGGUGCUCCUCCUAGUGAUGCAGGUGCUCCUACUGCUGAUGUCGGUGCUCCCCCUGCUGGUUCCACUUCUCCCCCUGCUGGUGCCUCUACUCAUGCCACUCCUCCUCCCCCACCCAAGACUGCUGGUUCGCUUGCUUCACCGGCCACUGCUCUCGCUGCUGCUCUCAUCACUCUCGCCCUUGCCCCGCUCAUAGCAACGCAGCUCCAUGCAGCCAUGGCUAGGAAGCGCAAGACAGCAGCAGACGCUACUACCGACGUCCCGCGGGAUCUCAAUGAGAUCACGUACAUAGCCUGGAUUAACAAGCAGAUUGCUUCGGGGCGCAAGCCCGCGGGCCCGAUGCCUGAAGGAAUACCGUCACCUGGAGCCACCUCCUACGAAGCUCCGCGUAACGUUCCAACGCGCGGUCACCGUGACGGCGACCGGAUUGCAUCCUCGCGGGUCAUCGAUGACAAUCCGCUUGACGACGAUAGCGAUUACAACAAGUACGCCGUCGGGACCGACGACGAGGCGGACUCUGGCGAGGAGCCGGACAAGGGCAUGUCCGACUCAGAGGAUGACGGCGAGGGCAAAGAGUCCGAGGACGAGGCCGACGCACCAGAGGAAACUCAGCCCUCGGCCUCGACCACGCGUGCCGGCCGUGCGACGCUUGCAGGCACCGCGAAAACCGCCUCAAAGGGAGGCGAGCCUCCACGCCGCGUGUCGAAGACCCGCAACCAGAUGCCUGUGAAGCGCAGUGUCUGGUCUCCGCUUGAGAGCACGAUCUUUGUGGCCGCCCGCUGGUUCAUGAAAGACGAACUAGAGCCGCUGCUGGGGAAGCAGGGCUCGCAGUAUUGGGCGCGCCUUGUCAAGCACUUCGAAAAGGAGAACCCGGGGUGGGUUCGCAGCGUCAACGCAGUUCAGAAACAGUGGCGGAACCUCGUCAAGUUCUACAAGCAGCUCAAGAAGGGAGAAAAGGCGUUGGGAAAGGGUGCCGUGUGCAAGCCCUCAUGGUACCCGUACAUGGAACUGUAUUGCAACAAUCGGGCCGUCGCCAACCCACAUGCUGUGGCUGGUGGCGGCGCGUCGAGCGUCAACGUGCUGUGCGGGUUCACGCAGGACGAGCGAAUUGCGCGCGAACGCCUCCAGCCGACUGUGCCACCUAUGCCUGCACGCAACGACGCUCCCGCUGGCGCUGUCCCCCAGCCUGCCACGAACGCCACCGAAGGCAGCGACGACGGAUGGCUCCACCGCGGGCAGACUGGAAACGACUCGGCUAACCCAGAUGCGGACGAGGAAGUGUGGGUUCGCGGCGACGCCGAGUAA
Closterium sp. NIES-65 is the source of this 2307-nucleotide messenger RNA. The record is from the annotation of a GenBank genome assembly. Lineage: Eukaryota; Viridiplantae; Streptophyta; Zygnematophyceae; Desmidiales; Closteriaceae.